Molecule: messenger RNA, 2201 nt
Organism: Cotesia congregata
Lineage: Eukaryota; Metazoa; Arthropoda; Insecta; Hymenoptera; Braconidae
Source: the annotation of a GenBank genome assembly
AUGAAGAUGGAAGUCGUUUUGUCACCAGGAAGAUUUGGUGAUGACGGAACUCCUUUUAAAAAUGAAGAAAUUAGAGAAUGGUCCAGGAUUGAUCGGCUUACUGGAAUGUUAGAGCGUGCCAGGAUUGAAACUGGACGAUGGAAGACCAAAAAUGAAGACGCUGCUCGAUCUUAUGGCAAAGUAACAGACCAACGCGAACGUAAUUCUGUUGAUGGUAGCGUAACGCAAAAAGCUCAUAGACAAGUUGAAAUAUUCCAAAGUAAAGAACCAGGAAGAUCUGUACAAGUUGUACGUGCAUCACAAUGGUCAUCUUCGAAAGUUACCGAUGUUAUUAAAAAGCGAUAGGUUGAGUAGAUUAGAAGAAUUAAAAACAGAUAAUUGGAAACUUCCAUCUUUGCGUGAUAUUCAUGCGGAACUAGAACGCGAUACAGAAUUACCGGGCAUUAAAAAUACAAUAAAUAAUGACGAUUUAUUUAAAAAAUGCGCACUUAUUAAACGAAGUAAUUCCGAUGAUGAUUUAUCGAUAUUAAGUACUGGUGGAUCGACUAAAAACGCGGAUUCUUUUACACGAGAUUGUAAAAAUAGAAGAUCGUUACAAAUUUCACCGAGUGUUAUUUCAAUAUCAUCAAGUAGCAGUGACGAAAGAAAAAAUAUUUCAAGUGGAAUUUAUUCUCCACUGUCAUCAGCAACUACCGGUAAUACAUCGGUAAUUAUAGGUGAUAAAUCAAAUUACGGAUCGUUGAGAAAACCUUCGAUUCAAUCGUCGCCACGCAUAAACAGGCCAGCAGUUACGGUAGUUAAUUUAAUAAACCCAGAUAAAUAUCAAGAUGAUCCGAGGAAUAAAAAAAGCAUUGUCACUCUCCGAUCGUCGCCUAUUACCGAAGAAGAAGAUAUCAAGACAUUUGACAAUAAUUUAAAUGUUAAAAAUAAGACAAAUUCUUCUGGCGAUGAAACAUUACCGGGGCGUAUUAAAAAAGUUGGAUUUUGUAAGACUGAAAUACAUUUUGCAGCAGAUUCGGGUAAAGUUAAUAUUGUUGAGACUGAUGGUAAACCACCGCCGACUAACCGUUUUCGUCGACGUAAAAGGAAUCAUAAUUACUCGUCUGGACAAGGUAGUUAUCCUCGGCGGAUGAUAAUUAAAGAAAACCCACCUGAUGUUAAACAUAAUAAAAUAUUGGACGAUACUGGUGCUUAUUCAGUCGUUGAUUUAGAGACCAAAAAAUUUUGGACUCCUGAACGGGAUGGUAAAAUUCAUACGACGAUGAUCAAUGUCAGAGAUAAUGAAGAAUUGAAAAAAUCAAAAGAGUUGUCGUCACCAAAAGUAGUAUCUGAAGUAAUAUCACGUAGAAACAUCGACCAAGUUGACAAUAACAUAGUAACAAAAGACGCAGAUAAUAACCGUGUUCUUUCAACUAUCGUUACAACUCAUGAAUCAACAAUUGCACGUGUCGAAGAUAAUGUUCCAAAGAUUAAAAAACCCGCUGAUGACUUUAAUAGAUUCACGUCUUCAUUGCUGCGAAGAAAUAAAUCUAGCGGAUUGAAGCGUGCGUCGAGUGUUAAAAGCGAUACGAGUAAAAAUUCCCUGACUAAAAGAUUUAGCAAAGACAAAGAAAAAGAAAAAGAAAAAACUAAAGACUUUAAAGAUCCCGUUUAUAUAAACGUAUUCAGAGGUAAUCGAACACCGAUCUACGAAAAUUAUGAGCCACCAGAAAAGUCUGCGUCUGAGUCAGAGGCCGCGACUGCCAAGACCAGUGUUGAUAAAAAAAAUUCAUUUAAAAUUUCUAACAAAUUGGGCAAGCGAUCUCCGGUAACUACGACACGGUUCGCUACGUGGAGCGGAUCUAUUGGAAAAUAUCCGCGGGAUUUGACGAAAGCUAAAGUUAUUAAAAAAAUUAAUUACAGUAAUAGUAAUAGUCAUAAUAACAGUAAUAGUAGUAAUAAUAGUAGUACUGAUACCGGUAAAUUUCAACGGAAGUCAAGUCCUACGAAUGAGUCAAAGAGAUCAGAUAUAAAAACCGGAUCAAGACCGAAGAAACCUAUGGAAGUUAUUUAUCGCACCGCGGUUUAUAACAUGAAGAAUGAAAAAUUAUCCAAGCCGACUAAGGGAAGAGAUACUAAAACCCCACCACGGUACAUCAAUGAUCUCAUCUGUGGUAACAAAACCAGUCGUCCGAGUAACUCGAAACAUAAAGGUAAAAAUA